Molecule: messenger RNA, 950 nt
Organism: Symbiodinium sp. CCMP2456
Lineage: Eukaryota; Dinophyceae; Suessiales; Symbiodiniaceae
Source: the annotation of a GenBank genome assembly
AUGCCGGCGUGCGAGGAUGCGUCGAUGCAGCCGUUGAUCAGGCUGCGGCCAGACGUUUGCAGCCUGCAGCAAUGGCAGGAGACUUUGAAUCAGGCAGUGGCAAGCCACCCCAUGGCCAGUCUGGCUCUCAGCACUGUUGUGGCUGUAGCUUUUUCUAUGCUGCUACUGGAUGGAUCAGAGCUCCUUUACAUGGUCGGAGUGGUUGGAUGGAUCCUUUCCGGACCUCCUCUAAUCAUUACUCUGCUUUUUGUGGCCAGCGGACUCGAAGAGCCGGCUGCAGCCAAGUCUCCUUGCCUUCUUGAAUCCCUGCCGAAGUCCUUCUGCAUUCAGUUCAUGAGCGGUGCAAAGAGCAGUUUCGAGAGCUUGUUUUCCGAACCGCUGCCGGUGCGAGUCGUGGUUUUCUACCACACCGUGGAUUCCUCCGCGCAUGUUUUGGAAGAACUUCAGCACUGGGAUCAACUUGCUGGCGAAGACGAGUGCUGCGGAAAGAUCGUUCUCUGCAACACGGAGUCUGCGGAGAAGGCCAUCUCUGUGUCAGCAAAGAUCGGAGUGCACAAGGCCUUCCACGUGCACGCCCUGCGCCCUCGAGGGCUGCCACGUGCGAACCCACUGGCUCUUCUUCUGGAUGCGAGCGGGAGGAUCUUGAAAGUGGAGGAUGUCAAGCUCAGUGACGCGAGGCGGAGCCUGAUCAGCCAAUCAAGCUCGCUCCGCAAGCAUGGCCUGAACACAUCAGGCCCGCAGCACCUCCUCAGAACUCCUUCGCAUGGCCAGAAGCAGGCACAGGAUCCGGCAGUUCCUGGCCACCUUCUACACCCUCCACGGAUCCCUGGGGCUCGCCGAGCAAGGCUCUGCCUUCUCCGCCUGUCCGGCAACAGCGCAAGCCGGUGCCCAGCUAUGCCAUUCCCUGGGAGCCAGUGUCCUCCCCGCCUGCUGAAGCAAUGGCCUCAAAG